AUGCCAACGGAAUCGACACCUUCAGUUCUACUGCCUUCAUCUAUUUACCCUCAAGGGGCGAUUAAAUGUUCCAUAUGUGGUUUAGGUAAUCUAUCCGGUGGUUCUUCAACGAACGGUACAAAUGAAGGUAUAGUCGUUUUGAGUGAUCCAAUUGAAAGAAUCUGCGGAAGAUGCAUCAAUACACCUAAUGCUAGAAGAAGGAUCUCAGUUAUUGAAUCUGAAUUAGAGAUCGAAUCAGACGAUGAAUCAGGUAUCGGUGGAUUAGGUGUAGGUUUAGGUUUAAGAGGAUUGGAUAUGGGAGAAGAUAGGGAUGAUCGUCAACAACAGCAAUCAAUAAUAACGAGAGAAGAUACACCUUCCUCCAUAACCACCAACUCCAUCUCUAAUUCAAGUUCAAGCUCAAGUUCAAGUGAAAACAGUAGCUCAUCAACACCUAAAGAUGGAUUUUCAAGAUCGUUACCUACACAUCAUCCCAGACCAUGGAGGACUAGUAAUUCAAUCAAGAUUCCAAAAUCAGUAUCAACUUCAAUCGAUCAAGCUAUUGACGAACAAUGCACUCCAGAAAGAGUGAUUUCACCCAUCGCACAGGACAAUGUAGAAAAUGAAAGACCGCCAAAUCCACUUUUGGAUAUAGCGAAAGCAAGGGUACAUUCUGUAGGUAGAGGUGCACUUUAUCCUGGAAGUAUAUUUAAAGGUACUCAAACUAGUGGUAGAAGUGCUUAUGAAGUUGAGAUUCAAUUAAUUGAUGUGAAUUUCAUUGAAUCAAGUGUAUCUGGAUAUCUUUCGAUAUCACAUUUAACAGAUUCUCAUCCGCAUUUAACGACUUUUUUCGAUGGUGAAAUAAUUGGACCUCAAUAUGGAUUUAUAACUGGACCAAGAUUUGGUGCUACAGAACAUGAUGAUAUGAGACACUGGGGUCGAUUUGAACAAUUUAGAAGACCUACAACGAGAUCUGAUAUGGUCAGACCUGAAUUGUAUUUCAGGGAUCCGUUACCGGAUAGAUCAAAAGGUGAAAUCAGAGCGAAAGAGAGAGAUUUCGUUUUUUUAAGAAUUAAAGAAAGAUUUUUGGUUCCAGAUCAUAAACUUAGAGAUAUAAGUGGUGCUAGUUUUGCUGGAUUCUACUACGCCUUAGUCGACCUAUCUCCACCUUCAGCACCACUCGAACCUUCGACUCCCACUUCCCCAGCUACACCUAAAUUACCCUUUGGACCACCUUCUCCAGUCAUCAUUCGGCGUGGAUCCAGCCAAGCGGAUGUCAGAGGAAAUUCAACUCGACCAGAUGGGAAACGAAGGGAAAGUUCGAGCAAAUUGAGAGAUCCCCCAAUUAGAGGGGAAGCUACUAUAAGAGGGUAUUAUUUCCAUUCUUUGAACCAAGAACCAUUCCAAGAAUUGUUCCUUUCUCACAUACCACAACGAAGUAGCAGUACUUUUGAAUUCCGGUGA
This is a messenger RNA of Kwoniella shivajii, 1443 nucleotides long. RefSeq lists its product as uncharacterized. Lineage: Eukaryota; Fungi; Basidiomycota; Tremellomycetes; Tremellales; Cryptococcaceae. The coding region runs from base 1 to 1443 and encodes 480 amino acids. Gene Ontology annotation, biological process: negative regulation of gluconeogenesis; proteasome-mediated ubiquitin-dependent protein catabolic process; protein targeting to vacuole. The record is from RefSeq and is a predicted model, not a curated record. Gene Ontology annotation, cellular component: GID complex. The transcript has 5 exons.